Messenger RNA from Sitophilus oryzae (rice weevil), 1299 nucleotides. Its product is annotated as peroxisomal membrane protein PEX14. The record is from RefSeq and is a predicted model, not a curated record. Gene Ontology annotation, molecular function: signaling receptor binding. Gene Ontology annotation, cellular component: peroxisomal membrane; peroxisomal importomer complex. The coding region runs from base 256 to 1086 and encodes 276 amino acids. The transcript has 7 exons. NCBI's taxonomy places the organism in Eukaryota, Metazoa, Arthropoda, Insecta, Coleoptera, Curculionidae. Gene Ontology annotation, biological process: protein import into peroxisome matrix, docking.
AGUUCAGGGUUGUCAGAUGUGACAGAAAAAUAGUCAAUAAACAUGUCAAAUGCAUGUUAAAAACAAAAUAAUUUGGGGGUUAUCUAUUGACAAUUUUCUAGACUUCAAAAGCCUGAGUUUGGCAUGCCUCUAGUUUGUAGUAAAGUGUAUAGCCGUUAAACUGUAUCACCAAUCACCACUAUUAAUUUCGGUUUCUGUUAUGAACUUUGAAUUGUAAGCUCAAACUGUAAAUUAAUAUCAGAUUUUUUACAAGAAAUGGCUUCAGUUACAAACGUUGAUCGAACCAAUAGUGAAACAAAUCAUCUGAAUUCACCCAUUAGAGAAGAAUUGGUAAAUACAGCUAUAAAGUUUUUACAGAAUCCAAAAGUCAUAAACAGUUCUUUAGCCCAAAAACAAAACUUUUUACAAAGACGAGGGUUAUCUGAUGAAGAAAUACGAAUUGCUUGUGAAAAAUCUGGAGCAUAUACACAUCAUGAACAGCAGUUAUCUAGUCCAUCACCACCAUAUAGCUAUAGUUUAAAUCCAUAUCAAAAAUCGAUGUCAACACAAAUUACAUUAUUUGACAAAGUCCGUGAUUUAGUACAAAAUAUAGCGCUCUUUAGUAUUGUUGCAUACGUCUUACAUAAAUUUUAUGAGAAAUAUAUAGCACCGUUUUUAUUUGGAAGGAAAAAGAAAAGUGUAGAAGAUAAAAUAGGGGACUUGGAAAAAAACGUAGAGAAUUCCAUAAAUGAUAUUAAAAUUAGUUUAAACGACGUCAAAUCAGAAGUGAACAAAAUCACUUUUUAUACAGAAGAUGAUAUGGUUUCUCAGUUAAAAAAUCUUCAGUCUGAGGUGGCAACUGUAAAAGGUCUUCUGUUAACAAGAAAACAGUUUCCAUCAGUAGCCAACAGUCCUGUGGUACCACCUUCUAUUCCAGCGUGGCAAUUGUCUAGUGUGCAUCAACAACCAGAACAAGAGGGCGACAGUGAAGAAACUAAGGAGGAACUUCUUGAAUUUGGAUCCGGGUCUGGAUCUUCAGAACACGAGCAUGGCAUGAAGACCAGCGAAUCUAGUCUUGAAAUAAUUAACCAUGAGGAUAUAUUAUAGUUGAUUGACAUAGAUAUCAAAAUUAAUGUUGUAAAAUGCUCAGCUAGAGAUUAUGAUACAGAGUCAUGCCAUAGUAAAAAAAGUAGCCGAGAAGAAAGUAUACCAGAUUAAUUCAUCUUGUCCUUUCUGAAGUUUUUUAACAGGUAUAUUUUAAAUUAUCUACUUAUCAAUUGAAAUAACUAUUUACAAGGUAUUUUAAAGUAAAAAGAAAUU